Messenger RNA from Synchytrium microbalum, 1467 nucleotides. RefSeq lists its product as uncharacterized. The record is from RefSeq and is a predicted model, not a curated record. The coding region runs from base 1 to 1467 and encodes 488 amino acids. NCBI's taxonomy places the organism in Eukaryota, Fungi, Chytridiomycota, Chytridiomycetes, Synchytriales, Synchytriaceae. Gene Ontology annotation, cellular component: nucleus. The transcript has 7 exons. Gene Ontology annotation, molecular function: protein binding; cis-regulatory region sequence-specific DNA binding.
AUGGGCUCUACCAUCUCGGGAUCUAGUAAACACAAGAAACAAAAAACCGUCAUCAAAGCAGCAAAUCAUCUAAAACUCGCAACAAUUCCACAUCCCUUCAACAUCUUGCCACUGGGAAAUCUCUAUUUGGCUUCCAAGGAUGAUACUGAAAAGAGAACGACUGGACUUGGAAGGCUCCAUCGUUUGCCAGACGAGCUACUCGUCACAUUUCUCGCACAAUUGCAUCUCAGUGCUCGAGAUCUAUGCAGAUUAUCACAAUGCAGUCAAAUGCUCUAUGCUUUCUCUCGGAACGAUGAUCUAUGGCGAAGCAUGUAUACCCGAGAUUUUGGUUCGAAAGGCGGUCUCAAUUUUAAAUCUACUUGGCUUUAUACCUAUGCCACAUCAUCAGCUGCGCAUGUCGCAGAACCACGACCGAUUCGCUUACGUGGAAUCUACUCUGACGUGCUAUACCUUCCACACUUUUAUAACACUGUCCCACUUGAUCGAUUGUGUGGUGUAAAUGUAGAAAACAUUGACCGUAGAUCGUGUCUGUCUCUAGACUCGUUCAUUGCAGAAUACGGCAUACCAAACAAACCAGUCAUAAUAACUGACAUUGUCACCAAAUGGCCAGCAUUUGAGAAAUGGAAUGAAGAGUAUCUCUUAAAGCAGUGUGGAGAAAGGACCUUUCGUGCUGAAGCUAUAGACUUAACUAUGAACGAGUACCUGAACUAUGCCCGUCAGUGUCAUGAGGAAGCGCCAUUGUAUCUUUUCGAUAAGAAGUUCGGCGACUCGUCAUCCUUGACGCAGGACUUUACAGUCCCUCCAUACUUUCAAGAGGACAUGCUUGCUCUCCUUGGUGACAAAAGGCCAGAUUACAGGUGGCUGAUUGUUGGUCCAACCAGAUCAGGCUCAACAUUCCAUUUGGAUCCAAACUCUACCUCAGCCUAUAACGCAGUGAUUAAAGGAAGCAAGAAAUGGAUCAUGUAUCCACCAGGCACUCUACCUCCAGGUGUCUACCUUUCAGAAGAUGGCUCUGAAGUAACGUCACCGUUGUCUGUGACUGAAUGGUUUGUCAACUUCUACUCUCGGCAAAACGACACCUCUGCAGUUAAACCAAUAGAAUGUGUCUGUCGUGCAGGAGAAGUCAUUUUUGUUCCUUAUGGAUGGUUUCACCUGGUAGUAAACCUCGAGCCAUCAAUCGCCUUAACGCAAAACUUCACAUCCUCAUAUGCAUUACCAAAAGUACUGGAUUGGUUGGAAACUAAUCCAGAACAGGUUUCAGGAUAUAGUGGCCAAGACUUGUACAGUGAUUUGAAGCAGGCUUUGGUAUCGUCACGACCUGAUCUUGUGCUAUCCGAGUCAACGCAUGAAGGCAAAACACAACAGCAACCGUCAACAGCAAACACAACUAGUACUUGGACUCAAAUCCAACAAUCACAACAAGACUCGAAACCUUUUAGCUUUGCAUUUUAUAACGAUGAUAUUUGA